Molecule: messenger RNA, 2104 nt
Organism: Orycteropus afer afer
Lineage: Eukaryota; Metazoa; Chordata; Mammalia; Tubulidentata; Orycteropodidae
Gene: CRTC3
Product: CREB regulated transcription coactivator 3
Biological process (GO): protein homotetramerization; positive regulation of transcription by RNA polymerase II
Cellular component (GO): cytoplasm; nucleus
Molecular function (GO): cAMP response element binding protein binding
Source: RefSeq, a predicted model, not a curated record
GUGGACCUACGCGCGGGCCGAAACGCAGGCCCUGCGCCUGCCGCCUCUCCCUUCUGCUAGCGCCGGUCUCGCGCCAUGGCCGCCUCCCCGGGCUCGGGCAGCGCCAACCCGCGGAAGUUCAGUGAGAAGAUCGCGCUGCACACGCAGCGGCAGGCCGAGGAGACGCGGGCCUUCGAGCAGCUCAUGACAGACCUCAACCUCUCGCGGGUUCAAUUUCAGAAGCUUCAGCAACUCCACCUUACCCAGUAUCAUGGAGGAUCCUUACCAAAUGUGAGCCAGCUGCGUAGCAGUGUAUUGGAGUUUCAGCCAUCAUUUCAUCAAGCUGAUAAUGUUCGGGGAACCCGUCAUCAUGGGCUGGUGGAGAGACCAGCCAGGAACCGCUUCCACCCCCUUCAUCGAAGGUCUGGUGACAAGCCAGGACGACAAUUCGAUGGUAGUACUUUUGGAACCAAUUAUUCCUCACAGCCUCUGGAUGAGAGUUGGCCAAGGCAGCAGCCUCCUUGGAAAGAAGAAAAGCAUCCUGGGUUCAGGCUGACGUCUGCACUUAACAGGACCAAUUCUGAUUCUGCUCUUCACACGAGUGCUCUGAGUACCAAGCCCCACGACCCCUAUGGAGGAGGGGGGCAGUCAGCUUGGCCUGCCCCAUACAUGGGUUUCUGUGAUGGUGAGAAUGAUGGGCAUGGGGAAGUGGUAUCUUUCCCUGGCCCAUUGAAAGAAGAGAAUCUGUUAAAUGUUCCCAAGCCACUGCCAAAACAGCUGUGGGAGACCAAGGAGAUACAGUCCCUUUCAGGGCGCCAUCGAUCAUGUGAUGUCGGAAGUGGCAAUGCCUUUCAACAUAAUGGUCAAAACAUAGGCCUCUCGCCCUUUCUGGGGACCCUGAACACUGGAGGAUCAUUGCCAGAUCUUACCAACCUCCAUUACUCGACACCCCUCCCAGCCUCCCUGGACACUGGCGACCACCUCUUUGGGAGUAUGAGUAUGGGGAAUAGUAUGGGCAGCCUCCCAGCUGCUAUGACUCACUUGGGGAUAAGAAGCACCUCUGGUCUCCAGAGUUCUCGGAGUAACCCCUCCAUCCAAGCCACACUUAAUAAGACAGUGCUUUCCUCCUCCCUAAAUAGCCACCCACAAUCAUCUGUCCCCAGUGCCUCUGCUCUUCACCCUUCGCUCCGUCAUUUUUCCCGUAGCAACCCAUCCCUUUCCACCACAAACCUGAGUGGCCCUUCUCGGCGGAGGCAGCCUCCCGUCAGCCCUCUUACACUUUCUCCUGGCCCCGAAGCAAAUCAACUUCUCAACAGACAGUUCUCUUCAACCAGCUCAGGAAACCAGUUUCCUGCCUCCCAGAUGGUGCCUUCAGAUCAAAGCUCACUUUCCUUCCUGCCUACAGAAGCUCAAACUCAAGUGUCCCCACCACCCCUUUACCCCACCCCCCAGGAGCUCCCGCAGCCUCUCCUCCAUCAGUCCCAAGCCCAGGAGUUCCCUCCUCAGCAGCCCCAGACAGCCUCAGCACUACCCCAGUCAGAUUUCCAGCUCCUCACGUCCCAGGGCUCAUCUUUGACCAACUUCUUCCCAGAUGUGGGCUUUGACCAACAGUACAUGAGGGCAGGCCUGCCUUUUCUUCAGCAGAUGCCCCCGUUACAACAAGGACAACGAGAACCACAGGACUCACUUCAUUUGAGGCCAAACACGUAUUCCAACUGUGGGAACUUCCCAAACACCAUCCUGACAGAAGACUCAAGCACCAGCCUUUUCAAAGACCUCAGCAAUGCACUGGCAGGUAUGCCCGAGGUCAGCCUGAAUGUGGACAGUCCGUUCCCAUUGGAAGACGAGCUCCAAAUUGAACCCCUGAGCCUAGAUGGACUCACCAUGCUAAGUGACUCCAGCAUGGGUCUGCUGGACCCCUCUGUUGAAGAGUCAUUUCGAGCUGACCGACUGUGAACAGAAUGGAACAGAAUGGGAGCAUUUAUUUCUAAAACAUCCAAAAUAGAAUGGAAUAGAAUGGAGCCAGCUAUACACCUGGACUUCUGACAUGGAACAAACUAAUUCCAGUGCUCCGAGCUUCCAGAUGAGAUCCUGUCUCACCCCCCAUGGCUUAUUCUAGACCACA